AUGUUAGCAGGACGUAAGUUCAAAAAAAUUGUUGCCAACAGGCUCUCCAAGAACUUUCGAGAAGCCACUUCCAUUGUGGAGGCCGUGGUGCCCAACGAACUCAAGGGAACGGAGCUGCUCGUGCGGAAUGUGUUUGUGGGCAUCAAUGCGAGCGACGUUAACUUCACGGCGGGCGUAUACCAACCAGGCGUGAUUCCCCCGUUUGAUUGCGGCCUUGAGGCGCUCGGCGAGGUCGUCGCGGCGGGGGAGAAUGUCAAAGGCAUCGCUCCAGGCGACGCGGUGGCCACGCAAAGCUAUGGCGCAUUUUCAGAAUACCAGGUCGUCCCCUCCCGGCAUGCACGAAAGGCGCCAUCACUGAAGGUCGGAUAUCUGCCGUUGAGCCUGAGCGGGGCGACCGCGUUGAUCGCGCUCCGGGACGUCUUGAAACCUCAAAAAGGUGAGCGCGCCGUGGUAACGGCCGCCUCAGGCGGCACGGGGCAGUUCGCGGUUCAACUCCUCAAAAACCUGUACGGGUGCACCGUCGUCGGGAUGUGCUCUUCGCCGCGUAAGGCGGAGUUCCUCACUUCGUCGUUGAAAUGCGACGCCGUGAUCAACUACAGGGCGGAACGCGGCAUUGCAGACGCCGUGCAUCGAGUGUAUCCGCUCGGCGCCAACAUCGCGUACGAAUCGGUAGGUGGCGACGUGCUGGAUGCGGUCGUCCAAGCCAUGGCAUUUCGAGGUCGCAUCCUUUCCAUCGGUAGCACCGUAAAUUACACAGGCGAAAAUGAAUCCUAUGCACCGCGAAAAUCAAACGUCUUGAGCCUUGCAUUGCUGUCACACAGUGCCACGCUGCAUACCUUUUUCCUCCCGCAUUUUGCCAAACACAUAACCAGGGGCUUUAACGAGUUGUGUGGGCUUUACGAGCAAGGCGUCAUUAAGAGCUUUGUCGACUCGACAGAAUUCAAAGGCAUUGAGAAGGUGUAUGAUGCUAUUGACCACAUGUAUGCACGGAAAAACAUUGGAAAGAUUGUUGUGGAGCUCUAG
Molecule: messenger RNA, 1023 nt
Organism: Phytomonas sp. EM1
Lineage: Eukaryota; Euglenozoa; Kinetoplastea; Trypanosomatida; Trypanosomatidae
Source: the annotation of a GenBank genome assembly